ACCUGACAUCCAUAACCAAAAAUCUUCAACCCUAAAACCCCAAAUUUCGUAAAGCUCUCGAAAUGUCCGGCCGUGGAAAGGGAGGCAAGGGUUUGGGCAAGGGCGGAGCCAAGCGGCACAGGAAGGUUCUCCGGGACAACAUCCAGGGGAUCACGAAGCCGGCGAUCCGGAGAUUGGCGAGGAGAGGAGGGGUCAAGAGAAUCAGCGGGCUAAUCUACGAGGAGACCAGAGGGGUCCUGAAGAUUUUCUUGGAGAACGUGAUUCGCGAUGCAGUGACGUACACUGAACACGCCAGGAGGAAGACCGUGACAGCCAUGGAUGUUGUCUAUGCGCUGAAGCGGCAGGGAAGGACUCUCUACGGGUUUGGAGGUUAAAGAUCUGGGCGAUUGGAAAUGUAAUUGCGAUUUUUCUUUUGUGUUAACAAAAUUCCAGUUUGAAAUGGAAGGGUUGGAUUUCCUGUGUAAUGAGAUCUGAUUUGAAUCUGAAUAUAGCCUUUUUUAAGUAUAAUCAGAGAAAAUGCCAAAAUGGAGUUGAUUCUGAUUGGAGUCCAUAAUUUUUUGU
Molecule: messenger RNA, 561 nt
Organism: Corylus avellana
Lineage: Eukaryota; Viridiplantae; Streptophyta; Magnoliopsida; Fagales; Betulaceae
Product: histone H4
Cellular component (GO): nucleosome
Molecular function (GO): protein heterodimerization activity; structural constituent of chromatin; DNA binding
Source: RefSeq, a predicted model, not a curated record